UUUUUCUCUCUCUUUCAACGAAACUAACUAAAUCGAUCUACAAAAUAUUGCGUGUUACAAAUGAUCAUGCACCCCAAAUGGUGUAGUGUCACGUAUAUCUUUACUAUAAUGAUAUCAUUUUUCUUUGUAUUCGGGGAAAAGAACAUUUUAAUACGUGUUAUUAUGAUGAUAGUCAGGUCAGUCAAUUUUAUAAACCUAUGUCAUUUUUUACUUGGUUUCAUUUUAGUUAACCAUAUUAAGUAAAUUCAUUCCUUUUAUUGCAAAUCAUCAUUUGACAAUCAAAUCCGAAGGAUUUCAAAAAAACGCCCUUCUUACAUAUUUAAGGUUAAUAUGUUGCCCGAACUUGCGGGCGUUUGGGAUUUUAUGGAUUUUACGGACAUUAUCUUUUUUUAGAAAAGUUUAUCCUCUUUUUUUUAUAUGUACUGUAAAAAGAUCAUAAUCAGGAGAAUAAUAUUUUUAUUUAAUUUCUCUUAAUAUUUCCUAUACUAACACUAUAUUAAAAUCUUUCAAUUUAAAUGAUCUAAUUGAUGUUUGAUUAAUUCUCCCGAUCUUUUAAAUUUCUUAUUACAUCCAAAAACAUUACACAU
Molecule: messenger RNA, 587 nt
Organism: Rhizophagus irregularis DAOM 181602=DAOM 197198
Lineage: Eukaryota; Fungi; Glomeromycota; Glomeromycetes; Glomerales; Glomeraceae
Source: RefSeq, a predicted model, not a curated record